AUGCAAGGCUCUGAGAACGAAGAAGAAGAGGAUGUUGUGAUGCCCGGCGUGUCCGACGAUAGCUCGGAAGAGGGUGAGGAUGACGAGGAAGAGGCGAAAAAAGUAAGGGAGGGAUUUAUUGUCAGCGAAGACGAGGACGAAGAGGAAGAAGCCGAAAUGGAGCGUCGAAAGCGACGUAAACGGCGAAAGAAACAUCACCGUCAACGUGACGAAGACGAAGAAGUCCUGGAAGAUGACGACCUUGAGCUCCUUGAAGAGAAUACAGGCGCCUCCUUCAAGAAUAACCGCCGUCUAACUCGCCUCCGUCGUGCUGUGGUUGAGUCUUCGGACGACGACUUAGAUCAUGACGAAAAUUUGCCUCGGGUUCCAGACAUUCAAAGAAUAUGGGAUGACGAGCGUCGAGGCGAUGAGGAGGAGGAGGACGCUGAUAUGGACAUGGACGAUUUCAUUGAAUAUAGUGAUGAAGAGGAGGCCGGUGGGGGGAUGAACGAAAACGCACGUGAAGAGAGGAGGCGAGAGAAAAGGCAAGAGCUAGAGAGGCGUAAGAGGGCUCUAGGGGCUCGUCCAGAACUCGCUGGCAUCGAUGCAAAUGCUUGGGAUGAAAUACAUGACGUGUUCGGAGAUGGUCAUGAAUAUGACUGGGCAUUAGGGGGCGAUGAUGAAAUUGAAUACGACGAAGAACAGCUGAAACCAGAAAUGAAGUAUCAAGAUGUCUUUGAACCGUCCGAGAUUCGCAAGAGAAUGCUCACUGAUGAUGAUGACCUCAUCCGUGCCCAAGAUAUCCCAGAACGUAUGCAGUUGGCAACCUCUUCCCUAUCUCAAUCAUCUACCCUGUCUCUCCAUGUGCAGCUCACAGAAGCUGAUCUUGGUGGAGCUGCGAUGUGGGUCACACAACGCUUGUCUCUCCGAAAGCAACAGGACUUCUUCAGCCCUGAUGGUCAACACAAAAAUCUCAAGGGUGCUCUCGUUAUGGCUGUCACUUUUGCACUACGUUACCUAUUUGUUGAAGAAUACGAGGUUCCGUACAUCUGGGUCCACAAGCGAGACUAUAUCUGCCAUUUCGAUGCAAGUGAAAUGCGGACUCGCUUCGAACUUCUCAGCUUGAACGAACUCUGGCGCAUCCAUUCUCUUGGCCAGAAAUACAGAUCUCUUGUAGAGCGCCGUAGAGCUCUGUCGGCUUCGUAUGAACGGCUUCAAGUGAAGGACGACUACUAUGAGGAGGAGAUACAACCCCAGAUCGACGGCGUCGAGGUUGUUACCGACGCAACUGAGUGGUUGGCAAUGAAAUAUAAGGACAAGAAACUGAGUUCUGCCGUUGAAUUCCGGUUUCAUGAUGACGAUGAGCCGGAUACCACCAAGAAACGCAAAAUGCCUAGUCGAAUUUCCGCCUACGAAGUUGUCAAGAGGAGCAUCGUGUCCAAAUUGGCUCAGGGCUUCGGAAUCGAACCUCAUCAUGUUGUCCUGAAUUUUAUGGCUUCUCAUCACGUUCACUUCGUUGAAGACCAAGAGCUCAAUCCUAUCGUCUUCGCGGAGCAAUUCGCUGAUCCAGAUCCUUCAAAGGCUCAAGCACCCGAAGAUAUUCUUGUCCGCGCGCGGAUGAUCCUCUCCACAGAAAUUGGUAAAGAUCCCCUGCUCAGGAGCCAAAUUCGCAAAAUUUUCAAGGAAGAGGCACAGAUCUCCGUGGAACCCACAGAACGCGGUAUCACUAAGAUCGACGAUAAUCACCCAUACUACAACUUCAAGUACCUCCACCGCAAAAGCAUAAAAGAUAUGCAGGAUUCAGCACAAUUUUUACUCAUAUUAGCUGCCGAAGCGGAGCACCUUGUCAAUGUUUCCAUAUCUAUCCCAAACGCUGCGAUAUCGUCUUUUGAGCGACGACUCAAUGAGGCCUUUGCUUCUGAUAAUUUCAGUGAUUCAGCAAAAUCUUGGAACGUUGAACGCUCUCGCGUUGUGCAAGAGGUGAUGGAACUCCAUCUCAUUCCAGCUGGAAUCAAAUGGACUCGUGAGUAUCUCAGAGAAGAGGUCGAGGAUUAUCUUGCUGCGCAGUGCAGCAAUCGUCUCCGAGCUCGUGUUGAUGUUGCUCCGUAUCUUGUCCGGGAGCUGAAGGACGGAGAAAUAGCCUGUUCCGUCUUAGCUAUAUCGUGGGGGAAGGGUGAUCCUCAUAAAGACGCCAUAACUCUCGUUUUCAUGGACGAAGCGGGCCGCAUGAGGGAAUAUACAAAGAUCGACAACCUUCAUGACACGGAAAUGAUCGACGAGUUUCUCGACUUUGUCAAACGACGGAAACCUGAUCUGGUUGUUAUGGGGGGUUUCAGUAUGUCAACAAUGAAGCUAACCCGCCUUGUCAAGACGACUCUUCACGGAACCGGGCCAAGUCAAGGAGAAACUGGCUGGGGCAAUCCAUCGGCCAACGAACAGGUUUUUGACAUUCCAGUCAUAUAUGUCUUCGAUGAUGUCGCGCGAAUUUAUCAGCACAGCAGACGCGCUGCUGAUGAAUUCGGUGCAUUAUCGCCUACAGCGAAAUAUUGCGUCGGAUUGGCGCGUUACACUCAAAGUCCUUUGAAUGAAUUUGCAGCAUUGGGGUCAGAUAUCACUGCAAUUACGUUAUCAGAGGACGAUCAGCAUUUGGUGCCCAAGGAAAAACUGCUUUCCGCCUUCGAACGCGUCCUUGUUGAUGUGACAAAUAAGACUGGAGUUGAUAUCAAUCGCGCUGUCGCUGAUGCGUAUUAUCAGAAUCUUCUUCCCUUCGUAUGUGGCCUCGGACCAAGAAAAGCUCAAGUCUUGAUAAAAAAGAUAGGAUCACUGGGCGGGAAUCUCGUCAACCGCGAUCAAUUUAUUGAAGGGGGUCUUUUAACCACAAAGAUCUUCCUUAACGCUGCGGGCUUUUUGCGCAUUGCUCAAGAGCAUGAUCCCAAACCAACCAAGCAUCGACAUGAUGGAGAAACUGCGCCAGAUCCCUUGGACGACACGCGAAUUCACCCAGAGGACUACGAAUUGGCCCGUAAAAUGGCCACUGACGCCCUUGAGCUCGACGAGGAAGAUAUUCACGACGAGCAUCCCUCGCACGUAGUGAACCUCAUUAUGACAGACCCGGACAACGAGCGAAAGCUCUCGGAACUUAAUCUAGAUGAGUUUGCGAUCAGUUUGUAUGAGGCAAACCACGACCAGAAACGCCACACUCUGAACGUGAUUCGUGACGAACUCCUGCGGCCGUUCGCGGAGCAACGAAACAAAUUUGUUCUUCCAUCUGACUGGGAGAUCUUGACAAUGCUCAGUGGCGAGACUCCUCGAACAUUGGAAGUUGGUCUGAUCGUGACGACUCAAGUCCAGCGCCUGACGAAGAGUUUCAUCAAUGUUCGCUUGGACUCUGGAAUUGAAGGUGUCAUCGCCACCCAGUAUCUUUCUGAUUCUGGUGACCUCCCAGACAAUCUAGUAAAGAAGGGCCAGACCAUACCUGGAGUGAUCGUUGAACGUAAAUUCGACAUGGAGCAAGACUCGUUUUUCGUUGAAUUGUCAUCGAGGCAGGAAGAGCUUUCAAAGGGAGACGAGCAAUAUCGACGCGUGAAGAUUGAUCCCAUGUGGGACGGCGUUCGUUGCGAGAAGGAUAAAGAUAUGCUGGCGCGGAAGAAGAGAGCCGAAACGGACCGUACUCGACGGGUCGUUAAGCAUCCGAAUUUCCAUAACUUCAACACUGCUCAGGCAGAAGCAUACCUAGAAAAGCAGCAGCGCGGGGAUGUGGUUAUUCGACCGUCUUCAAAAGGAAUUGAUCAUCUCGCCGUUACCUGGAAAGUAGAUGAUAAACUAUAUCAGCAUAUUGAUGCUACUGAACUCAACGCUGACCCAACUGGUCAGACUGUUGCCGGUCAACUUGUUGUAGACAGCAAUCACACCUAUGCUGAUCUGGAUGAAUUGAUCGUCAACCACAUACAAGCGAUGGCUCGUCGAGUAGAAGAACUCAUGGCUCAUGAGAAAUUCAAGCAUGGGUCGGAAGAUGAACUUCAUCUGUUCUUGAAGAACUUCUUGGCAGCUAACCCAGCCAAGAGCAUGUACGGCUUCACGCUCAAUCGAAAGCGGCCAGGACAUUUCAACCUUUGCUUUUUGGCCAAUAAAUCAUCACCUGUUCAAACUUGGCCUGUCCGUGUUGCACCUGAAGCAUAUUACCUGUUUGACGCGGCAGCUGUUGGGGUGCCAGAGCUUUGCGACGCUUUCAAAGUUCGGUGA
Laccaria bicolor S238N-H82 is the source of this 4221-nucleotide messenger RNA. RefSeq names its product transcription elongation factor SPT6. The transcript has 13 exons. Gene Ontology annotation, molecular function: DNA binding; nucleosome binding; histone binding. The coding region runs from base 1 to 4221 and encodes 1406 amino acids. The record is from RefSeq and is a predicted model, not a curated record. NCBI's taxonomy places the organism in Eukaryota, Fungi, Basidiomycota, Agaricomycetes, Agaricales, Hydnangiaceae. Gene Ontology annotation, cellular component: transcription elongation factor complex. Gene Ontology annotation, biological process: mRNA transcription by RNA polymerase II; positive regulation of transcription elongation by RNA polymerase II; transcription elongation-coupled chromatin remodeling.